Messenger RNA from Megalops cyprinoides (Indo-Pacific tarpon), 2949 nucleotides. Its product is annotated as activin receptor type-1-like. Gene Ontology annotation, molecular function: ATP binding; transforming growth factor beta receptor activity, type I; SMAD binding. Bases 309 to 2141 code for a protein of 610 amino acids. The transcript has 11 exons. Gene Ontology annotation, cellular component: BMP receptor complex; plasma membrane. The record is from RefSeq and is a predicted model, not a curated record. Lineage: Eukaryota; Metazoa; Chordata; Actinopteri; Elopiformes; Megalopidae. Gene Ontology annotation, biological process: protein phosphorylation; dorsal/ventral pattern formation; cellular response to growth factor stimulus.
CAAAGACUCGCUGUAGCCGCUGCACUUUCUUUUGGCUCCGAUCAGAGGGACACUUUUCCCGGUUGCUCUAACACCGAUGACCACACUGAACUGGAUUUGCUGACUUAGUCUGGAUCGUGACCCGUCCCUGGAAGUUUGGAAACUUUAUGGAUGAACUCAAAGACGAGCAAUGUCGACAAUAACUGGAAGUUUGCCUUUGAUCAGGUCGAACAAAAACUGUCUCCCGGCUCCAGACCGAUGGCUACCUAGAAAGCCUGUGUUGGAUCGUAGCUAGCUGGCUAGCGUUGCGCGUUUGACCUUCGUUUUCUAUGUACUUCCUGAGCCGAUUUACUCUGCACAUACGGUCUGCCAUGUUAGCUGGCAUCAUGAUCCUCCUGGUCUUAAUGAUGCUGGUUCUGCCCUCUUCCAGCCUGGAAGAUGAGGAGGUAACGCCUGUCUCUCCGGAUCAUGAGUGCGCCUGUGAGGGCCGGUUGUGCACAGACGGGGAUCGCUGUGUGGGCCAGCAGUGCUUUUCCUCGUUAACGGUCAGCGACGGGGCUCGGGUGUACCAGAAGGGCUGCUUCCAGGAGCGGGACAGCGUGACCUGCCACGCCCCGCCCUCGCCUGGCCAGCUGCUGGAGUGCUGUCGGGGACGCCUGUGCAAUCUCAACGUCACGCUGGAGUUUCCCGCCCAGGAUGAGGAGGUGAAGCCCGUGUCCUCCGAUCACGAGUGCGUGUGCGAGGGCCGCUCGUGCGUGAGCGGGGACCGCUGUUUCGGCCAGCAGUGCUUCUCCUCGCUGACGCUCAGCGACGGGGUGCGGGUGUACCAGAAGGGCUGCUUCAAGGUGUACGAGCAGAGCAGGAUGACCUGCCGUACCCCGCCCUCACCUGACCAGAUCGUGGAGUGCUGCCAGGGCCACCUGUGCAACCUCAACGUCACCGUGGAGCUACCUGUUCAAGGGCGGUCUGCAGGCGGCGGUCUGAGUUACAGCGUGACUACCCUUGCCAUCGUCAUCGUCGCCCCCGUCAUUGUCCUCAUCUUCCUGUCCGGAAUCGCCGCCCUGGCGUUCCGCCGGAUCCACCAGAACCGGAUGGAGAGGCUCACCGCUCGGGACGCCGAGUACGGCACCAUCGACGGCCUGAUCGCCUCCAACGUCGGAGACAGCACGCUGGCGGAUUUGCUGGAUCACUCGUGCACUUCAGGAAGCGGCUCUGGGCUCCCGUUUCUAGUGCAGAGGACUGUCGCCCGGCAGAUCACGCUCAACGAGUGUGUGGGAAAGGGACGCUAUGGAGAGGUGUGGAGGGGACAGUGGCAGGGGGAGAAUGUGGCCGUGAAGAUCUUCUCCUCCCGAGACGAGAAAUCCUGGUUCCGGGAGACAGAAAUCUACAACACUGUGCUGCUCAGGCACGAAAACAUACUGGGCUUCAUCGCGUCGGACAUGACCUCCCGGAACUCCAGCACGCAGCUCUGGCUGAUCACGCACUUCCACGAGAUGGGCUCCCUGUACGACUACCUGCAGCAGAGCACGCUGGAGGCCGCCGGGUGCCUGCGCAUGGCGCUGUCCAUCGCCAGCGGCCUGGCCCACCUGCACGUGGAGAUCUUCGGCACGCAGGGCAAGCCCGCCAUCGCCCACCGCGACCUCAAGAGCAAGAACAUCCUGGUCAACAGGAACGGCCAGUGCUGCAUCGCCGACCUGGGGCUGGCUGUGAUGCAUUUUCAAGACACUAAUGAGCUGGACGUGGGCAGCAACCCGAAGGUGGGCACCAAGCGCUACAUGGCCCCGGAGGUGCUGGACGACACCAUCCAGACGGACUGCUUCGAGUCCUACAAGCGGGUGGACAUCUGGGCCUUCGGGCUGGUCCUGUGGGAGAUCGCCAGGAGGACAGUGAGCAACGGGAUUGUGGAAGACUACAAGCCUCCCUUCCACGACGUGGUGCCUAACGACCCCAGCUUCGAGGACAUGAGGAAGGUGGUGUGCACAGACCAGCAGAGGCCCAACAUCCCCAACAGAUGGUUCUCAGACCCCACUCUGACAUCCAUUGCCAAACUCAUGAAGGAGUGCUGGUACCAGAAUCCAUCUGCCAGACUAACAGCACUGCGCAUCAAAAAGACUCUGACAAAAAUCGACAACUCGCUGGACAAAAUUAAAGCGGACUGCUGAUUCUCCUCCAGAAGGGAAACUUAAAGGCCUUUAAGGUGUCCACCAGGGUGUUGCCUGGCAAUCAGAGAAGGGACUGGUCAGGCACUGUGCCCUUAUAGUGGCACACAGUAUUUAUUUUAAACAGCUGAUGGGAAACAUUUUGGCAUCCAAAGAUGGCUUAGUGGGCAUUUAAAAUUGUCAAUAGCCAAACCUUAGGUAAUUAACCCUCUGAAUUCAUAGGAAUCUAACUAAUAGUCCUGCUAUUAGUCAACAGAAAAUAUUCACCAGGGCUUUGGAAGAAUGGAGGAUAUUGCUGAAGAGGUACUGUUCUCUUUGACUCCUCAUUGGUAGGAGAAAUUUCUGAAAAUAUAUUUCGUUUAGCAAUAUUGUCUGUGCUUUUAUUAUUUUCUCUUUUAUUGCACUAGCAAUCUUUGCAUUCCUUACUUGCACGGAUGCAUUCUGAAAAGUAAAACAAUUUGCCAAAAACAGUAUAUUUUGUAUCACACAUGAGCACAGUUUGUCAUCAUUGUUAUGCAGUAUCGAAAAAAGGAGUAUUUUGCUAUUUAGCAGCAUCUCUUGCACUGGUGUUAACAGCUCUCACAGCCCUGAACUCUCUGUAAGAGAGUGUUUUUGCUAUUUGUCAUUAAGUCUGUCAUCUGUUUAACAUGGCGGUAAGUUGUAAACUGUGCUGCAGCUAACGGUACUCUUUUGCUGUCCUUCUCAAGAUGUCUUAUGUAUCCUGUUGCAGAAAGCUAAUAUAUCACCCUUCACUCUUGCAUUACCCAUCAGUUUUAUUAUUCUAACUGCUGCGUAAGCUAUGUUAAGUACA